Molecule: messenger RNA, 1589 nt
Organism: Neogale vison (American mink)
Lineage: Eukaryota; Metazoa; Chordata; Mammalia; Carnivora; Mustelidae
Gene: NALF1
Product: NALCN channel auxiliary factor 1
Exons: 3
Coding region: 231-1589 (452 amino acids)
Biological process (GO): calcium ion import across plasma membrane
Cellular component (GO): plasma membrane
Molecular function (GO): stretch-activated, monoatomic cation-selective, calcium channel activity
Source: RefSeq, a predicted model, not a curated record
GGCUUAUGAUUAGGUCGGGAGCAAGUCAGAUCUUCCUCCAAAGCCUGGUAAUAUUUAUGUAGUCAAAAGAGAGAGAACAGAGGGAGAGAGGGAGAGAGGGAGAGAGAGAGAGAGAGAGAACCGGGAGGAGGGGAUAAGGAAAUUAAACCCUUUAAGUCAAUGCAUAUUGUGGUGACACCGGCACAGGAGCCCUCACGGUGGAGUCGGCCAGGGCUGUGCGUUCCCAAAAUAUGACCAGGGGUGCUUGGAUGUGUCGGCAGUAUGACGACGGCUUAAAAAUCUGGUUGGCAGCACCCCGGGAGAACGAGAAACCGUUCAUCGAUUCAGAGAGGGCUCAGAAAUGGCGACUGUCUCUGGCAUCUCUCUUGUUUUUCACAGUCCUGCUCUCUGAUCACUUGUGGUUCUGCGCCGAGGCCAAGCUGACCCGGACCCGGGACAAGGAGCAGCAGCAGCAGCAGCAGCAGCGGCAGCAGCAGCAGCGGCGGCAGCAGCAGCAGCGGCAGCGGCAGCAGGAGCCCUCCUGGCCCGCGCUCCUGGCGAGCAUGGGGGAGCCCUCGCCCGCCGCCCAGGCACACAGACUCCUCUCCGCCUCCUCGUCCCCCACCCUGCCCCCCUCCCCGGGAGACGGCGGCGGCGGCAAGGGCAACCGAGGCAAAAACAACCGGAGCAAGGCUCUUUUUCUAGGAAACUCUGCCAAACCCGUGUGGCGCCUGGAGACGUGUUACCCCCAGGGCGCCUCCUCGGGCCAGUGCUUCACGGUGGAGAGUGCGGACGCCGUGUGCGCCAGGAACUGGAGUCGGGGGGUGGCGGCCUCGGGGGAGGAGCAGCAGGUGAGGGGGACGCAUCCAACUCCGCUCUGGAACUUGUCGGAUUUUUACCUUUCGUUUUGUAAUUCCUACACACUUUGGGAGUUGUUCUCGGGAUUGUCCAGUCCCAACACUUUGAACUGCAGUCUGGAUGUGGUGCUCGAGGAGGGCGGCGAGAUGACCACUUGCAGGCAGUGCGUCGAGGCUUACCAAGACUACGACCACCACGCGCAGGAGAAAUACGAAGAGUUUGAAAGUGUGCUCCAUAAAUACUUACAGUCGGAGGAGUACUCGGUGAAAUCGUGUCCUGAGGACUGUAAGAUUGUCUACAAAGCCUGGCUGUGUUCCCAGUACUUUGAAGUCGCUCAGUUUAACUGCAGAAAGACAAUUCCUUGCAAGCAAUACUGUUUGGAGGUUCAGACGAGGUGUCCGUUUAUUUUACCCGACAACGAUGAAGUCAUCUACGGGGGACUCUCCAGCUUCAUCUGUACAGGGCUCUACGAAACCUUUCUCAGCGCCGAGGACCCCGCGUGCUGCGACGUCCGGAGAGAGGAGCGCCCGAGCCAGCCCCCGCCAGGGACGCGGGGCCCCGGCAGCCCCCGGCACAGGACGUCGCUCGCGGCGUCGGCGGCGGGCAGGGCGGGCGCCGGCAGACUGAGGCUGUGCGUGCUCGUGCUCGUGCUGCUGCACACCGUGCUGGCGGCCUCCGCGGCGCACAACGGCACGGCGCCCGGCUGCGGCGGCGCGCACGCACUGCCCGGGCCCUCGCCGCGCGACGAGUAG